Messenger RNA from Cuscuta campestris, 1260 nucleotides. NCBI's taxonomy places the organism in Eukaryota, Viridiplantae, Streptophyta, Magnoliopsida, Solanales, Convolvulaceae. The record is from the annotation of a GenBank genome assembly.
GUUUAUCUAAUUUGAUUCUAGAGUAGUAGCUAUUAAUAUAUUGAACCAAGACUAAAAAGUGUCCUUCACGGGCCGGAAGGUUCGCCGGUCUCCAGGGACAAGUUCUAGGCUUCACAAAUUCACACACCUGCCUUGCCCAGAACGAAACCGAAUGGUCAAUUUGUUCAUACUUCUCCAGAAAAUCAAAAGUGAAACUCAUUCGCGGACAUUUACACUGGUUCUGGUGUUGCAUUUUGAGAUAGAUAUAUAGAUUAUAGAUCGAUAGAGAGGAACAGAAUUUAAAAGAAGAAAAAAGCUUUGGAGGAAGGAGGAAGGUGUUGCGACUGGGGGGGAAAUGGUUCUGUGGGAGAUUACAUUGGCAUCGGCGUAUUUCCUGGGCUUGAAGAGAACCUACAGACUCGCAUUGAAGAUUCAGCGGCGGGUGAUUAGCCCUGAGUAUCCUAAGAUUCGUCAAUUUGCUUACAGGCGAACAAGGGGUGUGUUUGAUGUGGCACUGAAGGUCCAUAGGAAAAUACAAGAGAGAGAUCUUGAAGCCGGGAGAAACCUGGGAAACUGGAUCCUUAGAUGGCUUGAUAAAGCAAAGCCAACCGCAAAUAUCCGAGGACAACACCCCCCUCCUUGUAUCGGUGGCGGCAGCCAAAACACCAAAAUCACUGAUAAGAAGCCCGAUGGGUUCCGGAAGUAUGACCCCCUUAACCACCAGGAUAAGGGUCCCAGCAGGCAUCUGUCUACCUCAUUAUCAUCAUCUUCUUCUUCAUCAAGGAAUUUGUUGUUGCCUAAAACGUUUCCUAGUGUUGCAAUGAUGAUGAGGCCGGGGGUGGCGGCAACUACCACUGCUACUAGCAUCCACCACCAAUUCAGGCAGCUCAGUAUUUACCGGCAGCCUGCUGAUUCCACCAAAGCCAGUCUUGGAAGCUUCUCCUGCAAUGGCAGCAUCAUACGCAAUGAUAUAAUGCAGUGGAUUCGACGAGGCCCUUAAUUACUUAGACUCACACUUGUAAAACGAAAAAUGACCGCGUUUGUUUGUUUGCUUGCAAGGGGUGACCAUAUUUUCUUUUUGGUGGGCAAUGUGAAGUUUUGGAAUCGCAUUUACUGUUUGUUUUGUGCUGGACUGGGAAUUCUUGAGCCAUUAUUGUCAUAUGUAUCUUAAUCUGCGAAAUGUGUUCAAUAUGUGUUGAAAACCGUGGCAAUGCCUGCUGAGAUUUUGAAAAGAAAUAAUGUAACAAUAUAUCUCCUAAAUAAUAUAAGCGUCUAAGGGGG